This is a messenger RNA of Ambispora gerdemannii, 123 nucleotides long. NCBI's taxonomy places the organism in Eukaryota, Fungi, Glomeromycota, Glomeromycetes, Archaeosporales, Ambisporaceae. The record is from the annotation of a GenBank genome assembly.
AUGGAAAUACAUCAAAAGGAGUCUGGAGCACUGUAUACUAGUUAUCCGAAUUUAGACACGGAAAGAAAUUUGUCAGAAACUCAAGCACAUGAAAUAACUGGAAAUACUUCGAAAGGAGUCUGA